Molecule: messenger RNA, 198 nt
Organism: Perkinsus marinus ATCC 50983
Lineage: Eukaryota; Perkinsozoa; Perkinsida; Perkinsidae
Exons: 3
Coding region: 1-198 (65 amino acids)
Source: RefSeq, a predicted model, not a curated record
AUGCAACAUGGACUGUCCUGUUCAGCUACUGUUGUACUGGAAGCGUAUGGUAAGUGGAAACAGCGGAAGAUCGAGAAACCUUCUUCGAGCGAUAAAACAACUAAUAAUUCGACCGAUGAAGAAUAUGAGGAAUCUUUGGACCUCGGCUAUGAUAAAUUGACAUUUGCUACUCUGAGAUGGAGUCUCCAACAGCGCUGA